UGUAACUGCUGUGCUUUCGUAUAUCCAUCCAUCUUCAGCCCAACAUAACAAUCGAACAUCUCCUUUUUUUUUUUGUUUCCUUACACCAAAUAUUCAUAAAUUUUCUGUAACCAAAAGUACAAAGAAUGUCAACGCCAAAAAAUGAAGUUGAUUUUGUUACUACAGGAAUGUUUAUUAUAGAUGAAAUCGAAUUUGAUGGGGGAAAGAAAAUUCGCGAUGUUACAGGAGGCGGAGGCAGUUUUGCAUUAAUUGGCGCCCGAAUUUGGAGCUCUACUGCUGAGAGCAAGCGAUUGAGAAUUAUUGUGGACAAGGGUUAUGACUUUCCUGAAAGCGUAAAAGAUGAACUAGACAAUUUGGAAGCAGGAAUCGUGUACCGUGAAACCCCAGAGCGUAAAACCACUUACGGCUAUAACCGUGUACAUAACAGUGGUUUACGACUAUUUGAAUAUCUCUCACCUAAAAAGCCCAUUCGGGCAGAGGAUUUGUUAGAAACUGGAUCGUUUGAUUCCAAAACCAUCCACGUUAUUACGAACCCUAAAAGCUUUAUUGGCAUGAGCGAAGAAAUUGCUAAGUACGGAUCAUUAACAGAUCGACCUAAGGUUAUAUGGGAGCCUACGCCUGAAUCUUGCUUUCCUGAAAAUUGGCCAGUAUGCCAAAAGGCAAUGAAGUACUGUGAUAUCUUUUCUCCUAACGAAGUGGACGCAGCAAAUUUGCUUGGAAUUGAUGUGAAAGUAGCAAAAGAAAAGGCUAUUGAGUGUGUAUAUGCAUUUCAGGAAAUGGAGAUUGGCCGCAACGGACAAGGUUGGGUGGUUUUACGUUGUGGAUCAGCUGGGUGCUUUAUCGCUCCGUCUACAAGUCAGACUUCCCAAGAGCAGGAUGGUGUAGUAGCUCAACGAGAAGCCGUUCAUAUCCCUUGUGUACCGAUGGCUCCAGGAUCCGUGAUAGAUACCACAGGAGCUGGUAACACAUUCUGUGGUGCUCUUAUCUUGGAGUAUUAUAGAACACAAAAUAUCGUUUUAUCUAGCGUCAAAGCUACUGUUGCGGCAUCCUUUACUAUUCAACAGCACGGGCUUCCUAAACUUACCCAUACCGAAAAUGGUAUUGAUCUCUGGAAUGGUGAAUCGGCCUUCCAAAGAUUGAAGCAUUUCUAUGAAUAUUUACAGAACCAUGAAGUUGAGGCUGUCCGUCAAAUCACCAAGCAUGGAUUUUAGUUUCUUCAGCCUUGCCAAAAAAAAAUCAAAUUUUUACGUACAACUAAGAAACAGUCGACAUCAUAUUUUGUUCAGCAAAUAUACACUGAUCAAAGUAGAAACAAUGCUUGUAAGUUUAAUUUUGGCUACUUGUGAGGAAAACGUGUUUUUUUUUUUUUUUUUUUUUUUUUUCUUCUUCUUCGACAACGAAUACAAUUCUAUAACGCUAAAAAUUUUACGACUAC
Schizosaccharomyces octosporus yFS286 is the source of this 1435-nucleotide messenger RNA. Its product is annotated as carbohydrate kinase. The coding region runs from base 126 to 1211 and encodes 361 amino acids. The record is from RefSeq and is a predicted model, not a curated record. NCBI's taxonomy places the organism in Eukaryota, Fungi, Ascomycota, Schizosaccharomycetes, Schizosaccharomycetales, Schizosaccharomycetaceae. The transcript is spliced from 3 exons.